Anopheles gambiae (African malaria mosquito) is the source of this 2502-nucleotide messenger RNA. RefSeq lists its product as uncharacterized. Gene Ontology annotation, biological process: trehalose biosynthetic process. The record is from RefSeq and is a predicted model, not a curated record. Gene Ontology annotation, molecular function: trehalose-phosphatase activity. NCBI's taxonomy places the organism in Eukaryota, Metazoa, Arthropoda, Insecta, Diptera, Culicidae. The transcript is spliced from 2 exons. The coding region runs from base 1074 to 2030 and encodes 318 amino acids.
GUCUCGCAUAGGGACUUAAAGCAGAAAUUAUCGCAAAUCUGUCCCAGUAUAGGGGCCAACACAUUCCCGGCAACAUUUUUUUAUAUUUGGUGAAAACUUCAGUGAAGAAAUUUAUAGUCAGAAAGUAACAAAACUAAUGCAUCUUACUAGACAUUGAAUGUUCAAUUGUGUAUGGUUUUCUUGAUCACCAUUCAGAAUAAGCUCAAUUUUACAAACUGUACCGUACUCACACGUCGAUAACUCAUCCCUUCUAUGCUCUUCCGCCUAUAAUAAUGAUGAGCAAUACUGCACCUCCACCAUCUAAUCUAUUUCUAUAUCACGCAAACCAUACGAUAAUCGAACCUCCCAUUACCCUCCCAUUUCGAUCAUAAACUCUGCACGCAAUAUUUUCAAGGCCAGCCAGCCAGCCAGUCAGACUUAACAUAUGCAUGACUCCUACGGAAUGUUUUUUUUUUCACUUAGCUCACGCAACUCAGUUCAACUAAUUCCAGCAGCAGUUCAUUGCUAUUUUUAAUCUGUUUACUCCGAACGCACCGAGCACAUGGCAGAGAGACAGAGAGUACUAGAGUGCGUUUGUCCUAUAUUCGAACACGAUGGAGCACGGCUGUGGCCGUUACUUCGAGUGAUAAUAGUCCGAAGGGUCGAAUGUCCAGAUAGGUGAAAUUCGGCUUUUGGCAGUUGAACCUUAUCGGUAUGCCGUUGGCAGUACUGUUGACGUCAUUAAUCUCUUGUACCGCUCAGAUGCUUCUUGGAGGCUGAGUAUAAUGAAGAUCGACUGAGAACGAAGAUCGACCGAGGAGGAUGUACCGAUCCGGGGCAAGUACAAUCACUUCAAGGCAGUAGUCGCGUGCAGUCACAAGGUUCGGGGCCAGCUCUCGGUACAAGUGCCGGGAAGGUUGGAAAGGGUGCCUCCCUCUGGCGUUACAAUCUCGAUCGCGCCUGCGAUAGCCAUCGACCGUAGACAACACAUUCGCGCGGGUGAAUGCCGAGCAGCGAAACCCCACGGCCACGAGCGCGCCAUCGGUACCACCAACACUAGCACAGCGCCGCGCGCACGUUGACGUAGAAAUAGAAUGGCUCGAAGUACGCUGUUGGCACCGCUUGCCUGUCUAAUAUUCCUUAACUGUUUAAAGCCAUUGAUAAGCUGGCCGGCGAACGACAAAGACGCUCCCGCAAUGUCGCACCCCGAGUUCGAUCAGUAUCUUGGCGACUAUCUGCAGGCGGGCGAUACGCUGGCCCUCCUGCUCGACUACGAUGGAACGCUGGCCGAGCUGACGUCCCAUCCGAACCUGACGCAGAUGAGCGAUGCGAUGCGGGACAGUCUGCGCAACAUCGCCAACAGUGGCAAGGCGUUUGUGGCCGUCAUUUCGGGUCGUGACGUGGACGGGGUAAAGGAGAAGAUCGGCCUGGAGAACGUGAUCUACUCGGGGAACCAUGGGCUGGAGGUGCUGUAUCCGAACGGCACCCGCCACAACCAGGGCAUUCCGCGCGAUGUGGCCGACAACUUUGACAAGAUGAUCGAUCAGCUCAAUCGGGAGGUAAGAAAGAGCUGGUUCGUUUUGGUUCGGUGUUUUGAAAGGUGCUCUCAUUCUCCGCGUUUGCCACAGGUUGUCCACCAUGGAUCGUGGGUCGAGAACAAGCGCGUUUCGAUAACGUUCCACUUCCGGGAGGCAGAACAGCAGUAUGUGCCGGAGAUGGCGGCCCGUGCCAAGGAGAUCAUUGAAUCGUACGGCUAUCGAGCGAAUGCGGCCCACGCCUCCGUGGAAGGCAAGCCUCCGAUCCAGUGGAACAAGGGACUGGCGGCGGAGUACAUCCUCGGCACCAGCUUCGAUGCGAACUGGCGUCAGCGCAAGGUGCUGUUCGCCGGGGACGAUACCACUGACGAGGACGUGAUGCGGAUGAUCAAGGGCACGGGAAGGUCGUUCCGGGUGACGAAAGAUAAGGACCUGGUGACGAGCGCGGACUAUAAAAUACCUUCGGUGGAUGCGGUUUAUCACCUGCUAAAGUGGAUCGAAUCGAGAGUCGUUUAGGGCCAGGCUUUCUUUCCUCCCUCCCCCCGGCGGCCUGUGGGUGUGAAGUUUUCGGCCUCAAUAAACCAGGGCUGGGUGGGGGAAAGGGGACAGUGACAAUCGUGCGGUGUGUUUGUAAACAAACUGCUUCUUAUCAAAAGAUGCUGCCCUUAUCGUUCUUCCUUCUUCGCAAGCAAAAACAACGCAGCGAUUGCCGUUCCACAGCUAACAACGAUGUGACGAAUGAUCAGCAGUUUAGCAUUUCUAAUGAGGAUUGUUUUGAGCUGAUUGGGAUCAAACUUACUAAAGUGUUUUUGAGGCACCAGGUGUAGAAGCAAACAUGUUUUAAGAAUUUGGUUGUGAAAACAGGCACAGAACACAAUUUUCACCUUAAGUUACACGAAACUAACGAAAACUUGCAUCAAAAAGAGCAGUUGAUGAGAAAUAAAGUAAAAAAAAAAACUGAUAAAUAAACAAUAAAAUAAUUUGAAAA